GGCUCCCUGCUGCUCUCCAUGGACGGUGUUUUCCUGUCUCCCAGCGAGGAUGAGUUCGUGGGCAGGAUCGUGGAGGAGCUGGAGCAGUUCCUGCUGCAGGGGCAGCACCAGCGGGUGCUCCUGUUCCCGCCCCUGCCCAGCCGCCUCAGGUACCUGAUCCAUCGCACCGUGGAAAACAUGGAAUUGUUGAGCAGCUUCUCGGUGGGAGAGGGCUGGAGGAGGAGGACAGUCAUUUGUCACUCGGCCGUCAGGCUUCCCACCGAGACCACGAGCGACCAAAAACCGGGGGCCAACCCUCGGCCGCAGCGGCCGGCACAGCCCUGGGGCCGGGGGGGGCGGGGGGCCCGGCCACGCCACCCCGGGGACACCCACGGUGACAAUUCCCGCGCUGCCGUGGGCUCGGGCAGGAUCACCAGGCCGCCCAGGAGGAAGCCAGACAAAGCCCUGUACGUGCCCAAAGGGAUCCGGAAAAAGGCGAAUUGGAGGGAGCGGGAGAGCCCCGGGGCGGAGCAGGAUGGGGACGCCGCUCCAGGAGGUGAAAACUGCCCCAAAAAUUCUGUCGGGGUCGCCCAGCAGGAGGUGGGCAAGGAUGGAGGCAGCCCUGGGAAGCAGCAGGAGCCUGAGGAGGAGAAUGUUCCAGAAAAAGGUGGCACCGAGCUUCCUCUGUGUGAGGAAGAGGAGGCAUCCCUAGGGAAUAGCAAGGAUUCCUGUGAGCAGGAAUGUCGGGAUAAAGACUGUUCCCAUUCCCUGUCUUCUGGACACAACAAACACCCACCCGAGGAGCGAGAGUCGGGCCCUGCCAACGCAGCCAUUCCAGAAGGCAGCCAAUUCCAAGAGGAAAACCCUCAGAGCUGCGAUUCCGGAGGGUCGGAGCAUGGGAAAGGCUCCUUCCCUUUGGAAAACCACGGUGGCAGCCAGACAGAGCUGGCUGUGGUAGAGUCCCCGGUGCUGGAAAUCCAGAGCCUGGAGAGCAGCAGGAACAAAUCCCCUCCUGGAGACCGGGAUUCCAGGAACACCAAGGAGGGAGGCUGGAGCUUUUCCAUGCUGGAGAGCCCCGGCACUGCCCAGGGGGAGCAGAAACCUCUCCAGAAUGUUCCAGAACUUCCAGCGUUCCAGAAGGUUGUGGGAGGCCCAGGUGAGGCCCUGGCUGCUCCUGAGCCGCUCCGUGGUGGCGAUGCCGGCGCUCUGGUGCAGAUCCAAGGCAGGAUGGAGGAGGAGCAGGAGGACAAGGAGCGCUCAGAUGUGGCCGAGGCACUGUGGAAGGGCCUGGAUUUGGCUGCAGGGAACAGAGAGGGGACGAGGCAGAGCGGCCUCGAGGACGACUGCACAGCAGAGCUCCUGGCAGAGAUUGUUGGGAAUUUGACAGUGAAGGACAUCAACAUUGAGAGGAUCAGCGUGGAUUAUUGCGGCUACGGAGAGGCCCAGAUCUGUGAGGGGGACUUGGGCCACGUCACUGAGAUCUACGACUUCCCCUCAUCCCUGAGAACCGAGGAUCUGAUGGGAAUAUUCUCUGAUUUCCACGAGAGCGGCUUCAAAAUCCAGUGGGUGGAUGAUACCCACGCCCUGGGAAUCUUUUCCAGCCUCUCCACAGCAUCCCAAGCCCUGGGCCGCCGUUAUCCCUGCCUGAAGAUCCGGCCCCUGAUCCACGCCACCAAACAAUCCAAGAUCAAGGCCCUGCAGAGACCAAAACUUCUCCAUCUGGGAAAAGAGAGGCCGCAGACGGACACGGCCGUGGCCAGGAGACUCGUGUCCCACGCCCUGGGCUGGAAGCAGAGGCAGCAGGAAGCCACAGGGACUGAAGUUUUCCAACCAGAAGCUUUGGAUCAGGAGGAAUAAUCCCCAAAAAAACCCCAAAAAAGGCUGUAAAGAUAAGCAUGGCUGUGCUAUUAAAUGCAUGCAGAACAGGCAGUGCCACGGGGCUCUUCCUUUAUGGAUCGGCACCGCCUUGGAAAAGUUGGGAAUGGGAAAGGUUUCUUGUUCAGGAAUGAGGUGGUUUAUUUAUUCCUUAUUCCUGCUCUGUUUUCAAAAAAAAAAACCCAAAAAACAAAACAAAAAAACCCCAAAACAAAAAAAAAACAACAAAACAAAGGCAUUAAGAGUAAGAAAAUUAAAAUAUUUUUGGCCAAAAUUCAACUCUAAGCAAGGGCAGGAGUUCAAAAAUCUGUUCCACAUUUGUUGUAGCGUUGCUGUUCGGAUAUCCCAGAGAAUUGACAGGCAGUGAAUCCAAGUUUUAGGGAAUUUUUUCCUGAUUUACAGAGUUUCAAGAGCCUGAACUUCCCCAUUGUUGAGGAAAGUUUGGAUCUGCUCAUUUGGGGGAAGAAAAAACUCCAGAAUUUGUCUGUGCUGGUGUGCCCAGAGCUGGGUUUAAAAUGAACUUCCAACCCCAUCCAGGCUCUGCUUGCGCUCCAGUCUGGAAUUCUGAGGGAAAAAUGGAAUUUUCUGGUGGCCAGGAGGUUAAAACCCUUUGCCAGCUGCUGUCUGCACCACAGAGAAAUGGCAAAAACUCCACAAAUAUUUCUGCAUUUUUAAGCCUCACAACAAUCCCUGUGAGGUGGGGUUUUGGGGAAGUUUGCAGCCUGUUGGAAUCCCCUGUGGAAUCAGCUGGAAUUCCAGAUGACUUUGGUUGGAGAAAAGGGGGAAAAUCCCCAAACUUCCAGGAAUUGUGAAGAGAAAUACACCAAGGGCUUCUGAA
Cyanistes caeruleus (blue tit) is the source of this 2692-nucleotide messenger RNA. Lineage: Eukaryota; Metazoa; Chordata; Aves; Passeriformes; Paridae. The record is from RefSeq and is a predicted model, not a curated record.